UUGGAUCCACAAGAAAGUGAGAAAGCUAUAAAUGCUGUGUUGGUUUGAUGUUGUUUCCUUUCACCUUCUUUCAACGACCAAGUAAUUUUAUACAACACACCCAACGUGACCCUCUCUGUACCCGUCAUCCAUCAAAACCCUCCCUGCAUCCUUUCGAUCAUACCAUCAAUCAAAACCCUGAUUCAGAAAUGGAGUUUUUUACACACCCAUCUCGUUCUUCACAGAUUUCUUCUGUUACAUUUACAAAUUUGGUUGUCAAAGUCAAAGAUUUCUUCAGUUCUGCAGUUUCUGCGAUUCUUGGGAACGUCUUCUCUGCAAUUUUCACCUUUUUCUUCGCAUUAGUGGGUACUUUAUUAGGAGCAUUAACUGGGGCUCUGAUCGGCCAAGAAACUGAGAGUGGAUUUGUCAGAGGUGCUGCAGUUGGAGCCAUUUCUGGUGCUGUUUUUUCGAUUGAGGUCUUCGAAUCUUCACUUCUUUUGUGGCAAUCUGAUGAAUCUGGGUUCGGAUGCCUUCUCUACUUGAUCGACGUCAUUGUAAGCUUGAUAAGCGGAAGACUUGUUCGUGAGCGGAUUGGUCCGGCUAUGUUGAGUGCGGUACAAAGCCAGAUGGGUGCGGUUGAAACGAGCUUUGAUGAGGUUCAUAACAUAUUUGACAUCGGUGGUUCUAAAGGCUUGCCGGAAUAUUCGGUUGAAAAGAUACCUAAAAUCACCGUUACAAGUGACAACAAUAUGGAUGAUUCGGGGGAGAGAGUCUCGUGCUCUGUAUGCCUUCAGGAUUUUCAACUCGGAGAAACUGUGAGAAGUUUGCCACAAUGUCAUCAUAUGUUUCAUCUACCGUGUAUCGAUAAAUGGCUGGUAAGACAUGGAUCUUGUCCAUUAUGCAGGCGCGAUCUCUGAAAAUAUUCUUCUCUUCUCUGUAAAUUCUGAAAAAUGCGACAUUUCUCGUAUUCUGACACAUAGAAGAUGUUUUUUUAUUUGUCUAUAUAAACCGUAAGUUAUAUAAUACACGAUGUUUUGUA
Messenger RNA from Cynara cardunculus var. scolymus (artichoke), 1018 nucleotides. Its product is annotated as NEP1-interacting protein-like 1. The record is from RefSeq and is a predicted model, not a curated record. NCBI's taxonomy places the organism in Eukaryota, Viridiplantae, Streptophyta, Magnoliopsida, Asterales, Asteraceae. The transcript has 5 exons. Bases 48 to 896 code for a protein of 282 amino acids.